Messenger RNA from Lutzomyia longipalpis, 9318 nucleotides. RefSeq names its product zonadhesin-like. NCBI's taxonomy places the organism in Eukaryota, Metazoa, Arthropoda, Insecta, Diptera, Psychodidae. The transcript has 5 exons. The record is from RefSeq and is a predicted model, not a curated record. The coding region runs from base 1 to 9318 and encodes 3105 amino acids.
AUGGCUCCCAAUUGGAAAGUAUUUGUUUUAGUUUGUGCAACUUUGUGGAUUUCUAACUCCCUUGGAUUUACCAUUGAGUCCAAUCAAACAUCAACCAAGUUAAAAGUUGGAGAGCACGAUGCUCCGGUGAAAAUUGAUGCAAACGACAAUAGUACUUCAACUUUUUUGCGAAAAAGCCCCAUAAAGUGUGGAUCUCAUGAGGAAUACCUCAACUGCGGGCCUUCGUGUGAGAUUGACUGCACAUCAAUUGGAAGAUCAUGCAAUAAAAAUGAAUGUCGCCCUGGUUGCUUCUGUCGUCCAGGAUACUUGAGAGAAGGUCCUGGUGGAAAGUGUGUGUUGCAAAAGAAGUGCCCAAGACCUUCAUGUCCUAAACAUGAGGAGUAUUUAUUCUGCGGAGAAGCUCCACUAUGUCAAACCACAUGCGAAACUUAUGGGAAAUCUUGCAAUGUUAAACCGUCUUCAUCGUACUGCCCACAAGGAUGUUACUGCAAACACGGAUAUGCCCGUCAUCCUGUUACCAAUCAGUGUAUUCACGUUAAAAGUUGCCCCUCAAUUGAGUAUGUUCCACAGAAACCACCACCACCACCCCCAACGACUACCACAACAACAACUACAACCACAACAACCACUGAGAAGCCCGAAUCCUGCGGGAGGUAUGAAGAAUUCCUCCAUUGUGGACCAUCUUGCCAAAUUGAAUGUUCCAAUUUGGGUCAAGAUUGUCCCACCUACAAAGGGAAGUGCACAAGUGGAUGCUACUGCAAGGCUGGGUAUGCCAGAGAUGGUCCUGGUGGACCGUGUAUUCCUCAGAAGAGUUGCCCACAGCCCUACUGCCCUAAAAAUGAAGUUUGGUUGGCUUGUGGGCAAGCUCCAAGGUGUCAGGAAACAUGCGAUGGCGUAGAUCGAGAUUGUGAAGGACGCAAGUAUGUUAGUGAUUGUCCAUCUGGUUGCUACUGUCGCAAAGGGUAUGCUCGACACCCCACAACCGGAGAAUGUAUCAAGAAGCGCGAUUGCCCAACUCAACCACAGUGUGGAGCAAAUGAAGAUUACAAUGAUUGUGGGUACCGCUGUAAGGAGACCUGCUAUGGUGGAGGCAAGGCCUGUUACUAUGAAAAAUGCGAAUCUGGGUGUUUCUGUUCAGAAGGCUACGUCCGAAUUGAUGGGCAAUGUGUUUCAAUUGAUAAUUGUGUUAAAAAGUGUCCGGCCAAUGAAGAAUAUGUGUCGUGUGGAAAACGCUGCAAUGAAGACUGCAACGGCUCCGAAAAGUAUUGCAGUAAGGAACCCUGUACGGAGGGUUGCUUCUGCAUAAACGGCUACAAAAGAGUGGAAGGAGUUUGUGUUCCAAUUAAGAAUUGUCCUCCUCCAAAGUGCCCUAAAGCCAAUGAGGUGUACACAACUUGCGGAAAGUCUUGCAAUGAAGAUUGUACUAAAUCAAGUGAUGAAUGCAGAGGAGAGAAAUGCAGGGAAGGUUGCUUCUGUGCUAAAGGAUUUAAACGAGUAAACGGUCGUUGCGUACCUGAAGAAGAUUGUGAGUGCCCGAAGAAUGAGGAAUACAAAUGCGGUACCGACUGUGAUGAGGACUGCAGUGCUUAUUCGGUGCAGUGUUGGACUAAGAAGUGUCGCAACAAGUGCCAUUGCAUAAAGAAUUACAAGAGAAUUGACGGAGUAUGUUUACCGCCAUCUAAAUGCCCGUGUCCAAGUAACGAGGAAUAUACUUAUGGUAACAAGUGCAUGGAGCAAUGCGGGACAUCCGAUAGUGAAUGUGCAGCUCAGAAAAGCUAUUUCGAUUGUUUCUGCAUGAGCGGUUACAAAAGAAUAGACGGAGUAUGUGUCCCGGAUUCUCAGUGCCCGUGUGAUCAAUACGAAACGUACAGAUACGGCGAUCGCUGCAGUGAGCAAUGCAAUGAUGGCAGCCUGGAUUGUUCUCAGGACGAAUGCUUCAAAGCUUGUUUUUGUAACGAAGGAUUCGUAAGGAUUGAUGGAAAGUGUGUCAUUGGUCAGAACUGCGAAUGCGGAGAAAAUGAGGCCUAUUUAAACAGCAACGAUUGCUAUCAGGAUUGUAGUAAAACAUGGGAAGAAUGUGAAGCGUUGCCAACAUCAUUCAGGUGUGCUUGUGUAAGGAAUUACUACAGGAUUAAUGGAACAUGUCAAAUUUAUAAGAACUGUCCUUGUGGUAAAAAUGAGGUGUACGGAUUUUCUAACGAUUGCUUUGAUACUUGUGGAACAAUACCUGAUGAAUGCGCGAAACAAACAUUCCUUAAUAAAUGCUUCUGUAAGCCAGGAUAUAAAAGGAUUUUAGGUGUAUGCGUUAAAGACAAUUUAUGUCCUUGUGACAAAUUCGAAGAAUACAAAUAUGGAGACAGAUGUAGAGAGAACUGUCAAGAAAACUACGACGAUUGUCCAGAUGUGGCAACCGUUCAAGGAUGCUUCUGUAAGGAAGGCUAUGUCAGAGUUAAUGGAACAUGUCAAACAUUUAAUAAUUGUCAAUGCGGAUAUCAUGAAGAAUAUUCAUACUCCAAUGAUUGCUUAGAGUCUUGUGAUGGUAAUCCUAAAAAUUGUAAGGACAUACCGAUUGUAGCAGGUUGCUAUUGUGCUCCUAAUUUCAGGAGAAACGAGGAUGGUUAUUGCAUGCCUGAUACAAAAUGUCCAUGUAGUGAUCCGAAUUCUGAAUACAAGCAAGGUAAAAGAUGUGAAGAUAAAUGUGAGGAACCUUCGUACUGUUCAGAAAAAGGAUGCUAUAAAGCAUGUUACUGCAAGGAUGGUUACAAAUUAAUUGACGGAUCAUGUCAACCUGAUUCCCAGUGUCCAUGUGACGAAUACGAAACGUACAGAUACGGCGAUCGGUGUAGUGAACAAUGCAAUGAUGGCAGCCUGGAUUGUUCUCAGGACGAAUGCUUCAAAGCUUGUUUUUGUAACGAAGGAUUCGUAAGGAUUGAUGGAAAGUGUGUCAUUGGUCAGAACUGCGAAUGCGGAGAAAAUGAGGCCUAUUUAAACAGCAACGAUUGCUAUCAGGAUUGUAGUAAAACAUGGGAAGAAUGUGAAGCGUUGCCAACAUCAUUCAGGUGUGCUUGUGUAAGGAAUUACUACAGGAUUAAUGGAACAUGUCAAAUUUAUAAGAACUGUCCUUGUGGUAAAAAUGAGGUGUACGGAUUUUCUAACGAUUGCUUUGAUACUUGUGGAACAAUACCUGAUGAAUGCGCGAAACAAACAUUCCUUAAUAAAUGCUUCUGUAAGCCAGGAUAUAAAAGGAUUUUAGGAGUAUGCGUUAAAGACAAUUUAUGUCCUUGUGACAAAUUUGAAGAAUACAAAUAUGGAGACAGAUGUAGAGAGAACUGUCAAGAAAACUACGACGAUUGUCCAGAUGUGGCAACCGUUCAAGGAUGCUUCUGUAAGGAAGGCUAUGUCAGAGUUAAUGGAACAUGUCAAACAUUUAAUAAUUGUCAAUGCGGAUAUCAUGAAGAAUAUUCAUACUCCAAUGAUUGCUUAGAGUCUUGUGAUGGUAAUCCUAAAAAUUGUAAGGACAUACCGAUUGUAGCAGGUUGCUAUUGUGCUCCUAAUUUCAGGAGAAACGAGGAUGGUUAUUGCAUGCCUGAUACAAAAUGUCCAUGUAGUGAUCCGAAUUCUGAAUACAAGCAAGGUAAAAGAUGUGAAGAUAAAUGUGAGGAACCUUCGUACUGUUCAGAAAAAGGAUGCUAUAAAGCAUGUUACUGCAAGGAUGGUUACAAAUUAAUUGACGGAUCAUGUCAACCUGAUUCCCAGUGUCCAUGUGACGAAUACGAAACGUACAGAUACGGCGAUCGGUGUAGUGAACAAUGCAAUGAUGGCAGCCUGGAUUGUUCUCAGGACGAAUGCUUCAAAGCUUGUUUUUGUAACGAAGGAUUCGUAAGGAUUGAUGGAAAGUGUGUCAUUGGUCAGAACUGCGAAUGCGGAGAAAAUGAGGCCUAUUUAAACAGCAACGAUUGCUAUCAGGAUUGUAGUAAAACAUGGGAAGAAUGUGAAGCGUUGCCAACAUCAUUCAGGUGUGCUUGUGUAAGGAAUUACUACAGGAUUAAUGGAACAUGUCAAAUUUAUAAGAACUGUCCUUGUGGUAAAAAUGAGGUGUACGGAUUUUCUAACGAUUGCUUUGAUACUUGUGGAACAAUACCUGAUGAAUGCGCGAAACAAACAUUCCUUAAUAAAUGCUUCUGUAAGCCAGGAUAUAAAAGGAUUUUAGGAGUAUGCGUUAAAGACAAUUUAUGUCCUUGUGACAAAUUUGAAGAAUACAAAUAUGGAGACAGAUGUAGAGAGAACUGUCAAGAAAACUACGACGAUUGUCCAGAUGUGGCAACCGUUCAAGGAUGCUUCUGUAAGGAAGGCUAUGUCAGAGUUAAUGGAACAUGUCAAACAUUUGAAAAUUGCGGAUGUGGCAAUAAUGAAAAAUAUACCUAUUCAAACGAAUGUUUGGAAACAUGCGAUGGAAAUCCAAUAACUUGUGCCGGUAUUCCCACCGAAGGUGGCUGUUAUUGUGCUCCUGGUUAUCGACGCGAUAGUAAUGGAGACUGCAUUGUCGACACAGAUUGUCCUUGCACAGAUCCUAAUUCAGAAUAUAAACCAGGAAAGAGUUGUGAGGAUGAUUGUGAUCCAUCAAGCGAUUGCUCAGGACAAGUGUGCUAUAAAGGAUGUUUCUGCAAGGAUGGAUUUAAGAAUAUCGAUGGAAGCUGCCAACCAGAAUCUGGCUGUACGUGCAGUGGAACAAAUGAACAAUAUGGAACGUCCAAUGAUUGCUUAGAUACAUGCGAUGGAAAUCCAAUAACUUGUGCUGGUAUCCCCACUGACGGUGGCUGCUACUGCGCUCCUGGCUAUCAACGCGACAGUAAUGGAGACUGCAUUGUCGAUACAGAUUGUCCUUGCACAGAUCCUAAUUCAGAAUAUAAACCAGGAAAGAGUUGUGAGGAUGAUUGUGAUCCAUCAAGCGAUUGCUCAGGACAAGUGUGCUAUAAAGGAUGUUUCUGCAAGGAUGGAUUUAAGAAUAUCGAUGGAAGCUGCCAACCAGAAUCUGGCUGUACGUGCAGUGGAACAAAUGAACAAUAUGGAACGUCCAAUGAUUGCUUAGAUACAUGCGAUGGAAAUCCAAUAACUUGUGCUGGUAUCCCCACUGACGGUGGCUGCUACUGCGCUCCUGGCUAUCGACGCGACAGUAAUGGAGACUGCAUUGUCGAUACAGAUUGUCCUUGCACAGAUCCUAAUUCAGAAUAUAAACCAGGAAAGAGUUGUGAGGAUGAUUGUGAUCCAUCAAGCGAUUGCUCAGGACAAGUGUGCUAUAAAGGAUGUUUCUGCAAGGAUGGAUUUAAGAAUAUCGAUGGAAGCUGCCAACCAGAAUCUGGCUGUACGUGCAGUGGAACAAAUGAACAAUAUGGAACGUCCAAUGAUUGCUUAGAUACAUGCGAUGGAAAUCCAAUAACUUGUGCUGGUAUCCCCACUGACGGUGGCUGCUACUGCGCUCCUGGCUAUCAACGCGACAGUAAUGGAGACUGCAUUGUCGAUACAGAUUGUCCUUGCACAGAUCCUAAUUCAGAAUAUAAACCAGGAAAGAGUUGUGAGGAUGAUUGUGAUCCAUCAAGCGAUUGCUCAGGACAAGUGUGCUAUAAAGGAUGUUUCUGCAAGGAUGGAUUUAAGAAUAUCGAUGGAAGCUGCCAACCAGAAUCUGGCUGUACGUGCAGUGGAACAAAUGAACAAUAUGGAACGUCCAAUGAUUGCUUAGAUACAUGCGAUGGAAAUCCAAUAACUUGUGCUGGUAUCCCCACUGACGGUGGCUGCUACUGCGCUCCUGGCUAUCAACGCGACAGUAAUGGAGACUGCAUUGUCGAUACAGAUUGUCCUUGCACAGAUCCUAAUUCAGAAUAUAAACCAGGAAAGAGUUGUGAGGAUGAUUGUGAUCCAUCAAGCGAUUGCUCAGGACAAGUGUGCUAUAAAGGAUGUUUCUGCAAGGAUGGAUUUAAGAAUAUCGAUGGAAGCUGCCAACCAGAAUCUGGCUGUACGUGCAGUGGAACAAAUGAACAAUAUGGAACGUCCAAUGAUUGCUUAGAUACAUGCGAUGGAAAUCCAAUAACUUGUGCUGGUAUCCCCACUGACGGUGGCUGCUACUGCGCUCCUGGCUAUCAACGCGACAGUAAUGGAGACUGCAUUGUCGAUACAGAUUGUCCUUGCACAGAUCCUAAUUCAGAAUAUAAACCAGGAAAGAGUUGUGAGGAUGAUUGUGAUCCAUCAAGCGAUUGCUCAGGACAAGUGUGCUAUAAAGGAUGUUUCUGCAAGGAUGGAUUUAAGAAUAUAGAUGGAAGCUGCCAACCAGAAUCUGGCUGUACGUGCAGUGGAACAAAUGAACAAUAUGGAACGUCCAAUGAUUGCUUAGAUACAUGCGAUGGAAAUCCAAUAACUUGUGCUGGUAUCCCCACUGACGGUGGCUGCUACUGCGCUCCUGGCUAUCGACGCGACAGUAAUGGAGACUGCAUUGUCGAUACAGAUUGUCCUUGCACAGAUCCUAAUUCAGAAUAUAAACCAGGAAAGAGUUGUGAGGAUGAUUGUGAUCCAUCAAGCGAUUGCUCAGGACAAGAGUGCUAUAAAGGAUGUUUCUGCAAGGAUGGAUUUAAGAAUAUCGAUGGAAGCUGCCAACCAGAAUCUGGCUGUACGUGUAGUGGAACAAAUGAACAAUAUGGAACGUCCAAUGAUUGCUUAGAUACAUGCGAUGGAAAUCCAAUAACUUGUGCUGGUAUUCCAACCGACGGUGGCUGCUAUUGCGCUCCUGGUUAUCGACGCGAUAGCAAUGGAGACUGCAUUGUCGACACAGAUUGUCCUUGCACAGAUCCUAAUGCUGAAUAUAAGCAAGGAAAAAUGUGUGAUGACCUCUGUGUUCCAGAUGUUGGAUGUACUAAUGAAAUAUGCUUUAAGUCCUGUUAUUGUUUAGAUGGUUUCAAGAAUAUCGCUGGAACAUGUACUCCUGAAGCACAAUGUUGUACAGAUCCAAAUGCGCAAUAUGUAUUUGGAAGCGAUUGCCUAGAUCAGUGCACAGGAACGCCUGAUUCUUGCGCGGGUCAGCCUGUUACUUUGGAUUGUCAUUGCAACCCUGGCUUCAGAAAAGAUUCAACAGGAACCUGUGUGGCAGACACCAACUGCCCGUGCACUGAUCCUAACGCUGAAUUCAGAACAGGUAAACCUUGUGAAGAUGAAUGUGUUCCACCAUCAACUUGUCCUACUGAUGAUUGCUACAAAGACUGCUUCUGCCAGGAUGGAUAUAAGAAUAUCGCUGGAACUUGUACUCCUGAAGCACAAUGUUGCACAGAUCCAAAUGCGCAAUAUGUAUUGGGAAGCGAUUGCCUAGAUCAGUGCACAGGAACGCCUGAUUCAUGCGCAGGUCAGCCUGUUACUUUGGAUUGUCAUUGCAACCCUGGCUUCAGAAAAGAUUCAACAGGAACAUGUGUGGCAGACACCAACUGCCCGUGCACUGAUUCUAACGCUGAAUUCAGAACAGGUAAACCUUGUGAAGAUGAAUGUGUUCCACCAUCAACUUGUCCUACUGAUGAUUGCUACAAAGACUGCUUCUGCCAGGAUGGAUAUAAGAAUAUCGCUGGAACUUGUACUCCUGAAGCACAAUGUUGCACAGAUCCAAAUGCGCAAUAUGUAUUGGGAAGCGAUUGCCUAGAUCAGUGCACAGGAACGCCUGAUUCUUGCGCGGGUCAGCCUGUUACUUUGGAUUGUCAUUGCAACCCUGGCUUCAGAAAAGAUUCAACAGGAACCUGUGUGGCAGACACCAACUGCCCGUGCACUGAUCCUAACGCUGAAUUCAGAACAGGUAAACCUUGUGAAGAUGAAUGUGUUCCACCAUCAACUUGUCCUACUGAUGAUUGCUACAAAGACUGCUUCUGCCAAGAUGGAUAUAAGAAUAUCGCUGGAACUUGUACUCCUGAAGCACAAUGUUGUACAGAUCCAAAUGCGCAAUAUGUAUUGGGAAGCGAUUGCCUAGAUCAGUGCACAGGAACGCCUGAUUCUUGCGCGGGUCAGCCUGUUACUUUGGAUUGUCAUUGCAACCCUGGCUUCAGAAAAGAUUCAACAGGAACCUGUGUGGCAGACACCAACUGCCCGUGCACUGAUCCUAACGCUGAAUUCAGAACAGGUAAACCUUGUGAAGAUGAAUGUGUUCCACCAUCAACUUGUCCUACAGAAGAUUGCUACAAAGAUUGCUUCUGCCAAGAUGGAUAUAAGAAUAUCGCUGGAACUUGUACUCCUGAAGCACAAUGUUGUACAGAUCCAAAUGCGCAAUAUGUAUUGGGAAGCGAUUGCCUAGAUCAGUGCACAGGAACGCCUGAUUCUUGCGCGGGUCAGCCUGUUACUUUGGAUUGUCAUUGCAACCCUGGCUUCAGAAAAGAUUCAACAGGAACCUGUGUGGCAGACACCAACUGCCCGUGCACUGAUUCUAACGCUGAAUUCAGAACAGGUAAACCUUGUGAAGAUGAAUGUGUUCCACCAUCAACUUGUCCUACUGAUGAUUGCUACAAGGAUUGCUUCUGCCAAGAUGGAUAUAAGAAUAUCGCUGGAACUUGUACUCCUGAAGCACAAUGUUGUACAGAUCCAAAUGCGCAAUAUGUAUUGGGAAGCGAUUGCCUAGAUCAGUGCACAGGAACGCCUGAUUCUUGCGCGGGUCAGCCUGUUACUUUGGAUUGUCAUUGCAACCCUGGCUUCAGAAAAGAUUCAACAGGAACAUGUGUGGCAGACACCAACUGCCCGUGCACUGAUUCUAACGCUGAAUUCAGAACAGGUAAACCUUGUGAAGAUGAAUGUGUUCCACCAUCAACUUGUCCUACAGAAGAUUGCUACAAAGAUUGCUUCUGCCAGGAUGGCUUCAAGAAUAUUGGAGGAACUUGCCAACCUGAAUCAAAUUGCGUAUGUUCAGAUGGUCCAAAUGAACAGUAUGGAUAUUCCAAUCCAUGUCUGGACAGUUGUACUGGAACCGCAGAUUCAUGUGCAGGACAACCUGUAACUGCAGGAUGUUACUGCGAACCUGGCUAUAAGCGAGAUGCAAAUAAUCAAUGUAUCCCUGAAGCACAAUGCCCAUGUUCUGACCCAAAUGCUGAGUACAAAUCAGGAAAAGCAUGUGAACAAGAAUGUACUGUACCAGCAGAUUGUGAAAGUCAAGAUUGCACCAAGGCAUGCUACUGCAAGACUGGAUUCAAAUUAAUUAAUAAUGUUUGCGCACCUCAAAGUGAAUGUCAAUGCACAGGUUCUAAUGAGAGUGUGAGUUCGAGUCACACUCUACAGGAUGCCACUGUAGGAAUGGAUUUAAGAGGAUAA